Molecule: messenger RNA, 2113 nt
Organism: Chenopodium quinoa (quinoa)
Lineage: Eukaryota; Viridiplantae; Streptophyta; Magnoliopsida; Caryophyllales; Amaranthaceae
Product: protein OBERON 1-like
Exons: 5
Coding region: 195-1697 (500 amino acids)
Source: RefSeq, a predicted model, not a curated record
UGGGUUUUAAUAGGGCUCCAAGCGUCCAACCCAUUGAAUUGCUCUCUCUCAGAACUCCCUCCGUUGAAGCGCACUCAACGUUCUCCAUUGAGGCGCAGUCGACGUUCUCCAUUGUAUCUAGUUCUUGUAUCCCCCAUUGAAGCAGCUUCUGAGAUUCUUGCAGAAUUAGGUGAAGUAUCAUUCACAGUGUCAAGAUGACUUGUGAAAAAGAAGAUGCCUCGGGACAUGGAGAGGAGUUGAUGGAAGUUGAUAUUGCUGAUGCUAGCAAUGGGUGUAUUACUGAGAUAAGGGAAAAUGGUUUGCUUCUUUGGCCGGUAUUGCCACAAGAAGGGGGAGAGGGUCUUCCAUAUGCCCCUGUAAAUUGGCCAAGCCCUGGUGAUAUAUGGGGUUGGAGGGUUGGCAGAAGAGUAGCUGCUUCUGGAUAUUAUCUUGACAGAUACUUGUAUCUUCCUUUGCGUUUCCAGAAAUCUAGGCGCAAGAGGGAUGGUUUCGCAAGCAAGCUUUCAAUAGAACAAUAUGUUCGAGCAAGGUUCCCCGGUACUAAUGUCAAUGCUUUCUUUUCGUCUUUUAGUUGGAAGAUUCCUUCAAAGCAGGCAUACUUGUUGAAAGAUGAACAUGGUUCUUUCCGCAUAUCAUCUGAAGAGAUGGCAGCGCAGUCUCCCUCUAAUUUGCCUCCUGGUGCUGUGGGUUGUAAGGCUGGUAACAGUUUUUGUUCUAGUCUUCUGGAAGAUCAGAUGUCUCCUGCAGCUACCCAAUCUUGUGAAGUUUGCUGCAGCGAACCUAGUUUUUGUCGCGAGUGUUGUUGUAUACUAUGUUGCAAAACCAUAGAUAUAGCCUCUGGUGGCUACAGUUUUAUCAGAUGUGACGCAACAGUAAGUGAUGGUUUAAUAUGUGGUCAUGCGGCUCAUAUUAACUGUGCUCUCAGAUCGUAUAUGGCUGGGACAGUUGGAGGAAGUGUCGGGCUAGACACUGAAUACUAUUGUCGACGUUGUGAUACACGGACUGAUUUGACUAAGCAUAUCACAAGGCUUUUGAAGACGUGUGAAUCUAUUGAAUCUCAGGAUGAGAUUGACAAGAUGUUAAGUGUUGGUGCCUGUGUUUUGCGAGGAUCACAGAAAAAAGGUUCACAAAAACUGCUGAAUCGUAUCGAAUCCAUUUUGCAAAAGCUAAAAGUUGGGAAUGAUAUGGAAGAUGUCUGGAAAGUGGAAGUGGACAUUUUACCUAUUCCCACAGGUGAAUCUAUAUCUCAAAUUCAUUAUCAUUUCAGCUCCUAUGACGAGAAUGGAGCAGGACAACUGGAUGGUCUGGAUCAUUCUAACUCUGCAUGCACAGACCUAGGUGAAGAUGAUCUUUUGUAUCAAAAUGGGUAUCUGAAAUUGGAGGAGGAAAUUACUCAAGUUCUUCAGGAACUUAAAAGGUCGCAAGAGUAUGAAUUUAGUAUUGCUCAUGAUAGGCUUCAUGCUCAAAAAGAUCACCUUUUUAGCCUCUAUCAACAAGUUUACAAGGAUAAGUUAGAACUAUUACGGCCUUCACCAUCAAAGGAUCGUGAUGCCUUGCUCAGAUCUAUUGCAGCCAGAGAAGAGCAUAUUAAACAUGAGCUCGGCAAACUCAGAGAUAUGGAAAAGGUUGCCAAUGGAUUUGGAAAGACUCCCAAAGAAAUUCUAAAGGAACACUUUGAUCUGGAUCGCAAAGACUGACAUCUGAAUUCACACCAACUUCAACUCUGUCAUCUCUGCUUUUCUGUUCUUCAACCCCAGGAAGAAGGUGAGAUUCCACCAAUGAGCUCCUAAUCGAAGGACUGUUCAUAUUGCUGUUGAAAUUUUUUUGGAUGAUUAACAAACUUCACAUCUGCCUUUGAAUCUACCCUCUCUUCUUUUAUACCCUUCUUUCGUGUUUGUGUACUCGCAUGUACUUAUGUGCUUGUUUCUUGAUUAUUUUUCAUCAUUACUACUCCCUCCCUAUUGAAAAGAUUAGCCACUUAUGUAGUCAAAUGACUUGCAUUAAUGGCUCAUAAUGAGUAACAUGUCACAGUAGGUAAUCUUUGGGAUGGUCUGAGUUUUUUUUUUUUUUUUUUUUCUUUUUUUUAAUGGAAGGUAUAAUUAUUUCUUGUCAA